GUCGCGCGCAAGGGCCGGGCGUCUCGACUCCCGCGCGCGCUCGGCUGGUCCCAGACCCUGCAAGAAGCAGCAAAGGAGCUAGUGAGCCGGCGAGGCCGCCGAGGGGAGCGGGCGCGAGCGGUGAGCUGCCAGAGCCGCCUGCGCAAGGGCGGGCGGCUAGGGUGGCGGUCGCCUGCGGGAAGAGUAGGGGCGGCGCGGAAUCCGCAUCAGCGGAGUGUGAUGAAGCUUCCCUGCGGCGCUCCUCCGCUUGCCGCCAGCUGACACCGACAGUACCCAGCCCGCCGGGAGAGGUGACGCCGCGGGGCCGUGACCUUGGCCGAGGAGGGCAGACUGAUAAUUCCUGUAUCGGAGAGUGAGUGAGCUUGCGGGGACAUGGCCCAGGGGAAUAAUUAUGGUCAGACCAGCAACGGGGUGGCAGAUGAAUCACCCAACAUGCUGGUGUACAGAAAGAUGGAAGACGUCAUAGCACGCAUGCAAGAUGAAAAAAAUGGGAUUCCUAUUCGUACAGUCAAAAGCUUCCUUUCCAAGAUACCUAGUGUCUUCUCUGGGUCAGACAUUGUUCAGUGGUUAAUAAAGAACUUAACUAUUGAAGAUCCAGUGGAGGCACUCCAUUUGGGAACAUUAAUGGCUGCCCAUGGCUACUUCUUUCCAAUCUCAGAUCAUGUCCUCACACUAAAGGAUGAUGGCACCUUUUAUCGGUUUCAAACGCCCUAUUUUUGGCCAUCAAAUUGUUGGGAGCCGGAAAAUACAGACUAUGCGGUUUACCUCUGCAAGAGAACAAUGCAAAACAAAGCAAGGUUGGAGCUAGCCGACUAUGAAGCUGAGAGCUUGGCCAGGCUACAAAGAGCAUUUGCCCGGAAGUGGGAGUUCAUUUUUAUGCAGGCAGAAGCACAAGCAAAAGUGGACAAGAAAAGAGACAAGAUUGAAAGGAAAAUCCUUGACAGCCAAGAGAGAGCAUUCUGGGAUGUACACAGACCUGUGCCUGGAUGUGUAAAUACUACUGAAGUGGACAUUAAGAAGUCAUCCAGAAUGAGAAACCCACACAAAACCCGGAAGUCUGUUUAUGGUUUACAAAAUGAUAUUAGAAGCCACAGCCCUACCCACACACCAACACCAGAAACUAAGCCUCCAACAGAAGAUGAGUUACACCAACAGAUAAAAUAUUGGCAAAUACAGUUAGAUAGACAUCGAUUAAAAAUGUCAAAGGUUGCUGAUAGUCUACUAAGUUAUACGGAACAAUAUUUAGAAUAUGACCCAUUUCUUGUGCCACCUGACCCUUCUAACCCAUGGCUGUCUGAUGAUACUACUUUCUGGGAACUUGAAGCAAGCAAAGAACCAAGCCAGCAGAGGGUAAAACGAUGGGGUUUUGGUAUGGAUGAAGCUUUGAAAGACCCAGUUGGGAGAGAGCAGUUCCUUAAAUUUCUAGAGUCAGAAUUCAGCUCAGAAAACUUGAGAUUCUGGCUAGCAGUGGAAGACCUGAAGAAAAGACCAAUUAGAGAAGUCCCUUCCCGAGUACAGGAAAUAUGGCAAGAAUUUCUGGCUCCGGGAGCCCCCAGUGCCAUUAACCUCGACUCUAAGAGUUAUGACAAAACCACACAGAAUGUGAAGGAACCUGGACGUUACACAUUUGAAGAUGCUCAGGAGCACAUUUACAAACUUAUGAAAAGUGAUUCCUACCCACGUUUUAUAAGAUCCAGUGCCUAUCAGGAGCUUCUACAGGCAAAGAAAAAGGGCAGAAACAUCCCUAUUUUUCCAUGCCAUAAAAACUGUACACCAACACUGAGGGCCAGCACUAACCUGUUAUGAAAAGAGGGGAAAUCUCUCACGUCAAAGAAGUUAACAAGCCUUGUUCAGUCAUACUAAAAGGAUCAGCCUGUAGCAUGGAAGCAGAUUGGAGUCAUUACCCAUAUUUUGUAGCUCACUGUUACCUGGAACAGAGGACAUUAGACCAAGGUGUUGCAUGAGCAAAGGACCUGACUCGUUCUUUUUUGUGUAUACAUUUAGGCAUUGCCAUCUCCAAGGGACUCUUUACCAUCCCAAGGCCUCCAUUCAAAAUGUUGUCUGCUUACUUCCUUCUUGUACUAGGUUGGAUCAGUGUCAUUCCUUUUUAAGAAGUUCAAGUGAAGUAAAAUAUAUUUUUUAAUUUUUUUUGUCCUCUGUCUCAAAGCUUCUGCUAAACACAAAGUUCACAAAAAAUUCAGUCAGUUGCAAACUGGAUGAAUUUAAAAAAAAAAAAAAAAAGGAUAUUAAUAAAUAUACAUAUGGCUUCACAUUAUUAAUCAAUAAAUUAGCACAGAAAGUUUCAUUUCACCAAUGUAUUCAGUCAGAAACAAGCUCAUGUCUUUGUCUCUUGUCUACAUUCUUAGUUAAUGUUUCUUGCAUUUAUUUUUAUACCAUAUUUAAAUAAGAAACACCUUUUACUCCAAAUGUAUUAAAGUUGACCCCUUCUCUGUAAAUUUGUGUAUGUUUAUAUUGCUGUUUUAUCUUUCAUUAAAAGAUGCAGAAUCUCA
Molecule: messenger RNA, 2510 nt
Organism: Orycteropus afer afer
Lineage: Eukaryota; Metazoa; Chordata; Mammalia; Tubulidentata; Orycteropodidae
Source: RefSeq, a predicted model, not a curated record